AUGAUUAAGGAAGGUCAAUUGCCAAUGGAUGAUCAAAACAAGAGAGCCAAGAUUUUAGAAAUUGACUUUGAAUGGGAUCCUAGCAUAACAAAGAGAAUUUGGAGUUUUGGACCUGAAGCUGAUAAGGGUAGUAACAUUUUGGUUAAUGCAACCAAGUCAGUUGACUAUAUUAAUGAAAUUCAACAAUAUGUUGUCACUAGUUUCCAACAAAGCAGUUCUUCAGGAGGUUUAUGUGAUGAAGCAAUGAGAGGUGUUUUAUUCAAAUUUAAUGAUUGUAAUCUUCAUGCAGAUUCUAUCCAUCGUGGAGCUGGUCAAAUUCUCCAAGCAACAUCACGUGUCAUGACUGCUAGUCAAUUGAGAGCUGAUCCAAAGUUAGUUGAACCAAUGUAUCUUGUUGAAGUUCAAUGUCCUCAAUCAGUGAUGGGUUCUGUCUAUAGUGUCAUUUCCAAUAGAAGAGGUGUUAUCAAAUCUACUGAAAUGGUAAUUGGUACUCCUCUCGUUAGUAUUACAGGUAAUUUACCUGUGCUGGAAAGUUUCGGUUUAACAGAAGAGUUGAGAGGUGUGACUCAAGGACAAGCUUUCCCUCAAUGCAGUUUCAGUCAUUGGAAAGUUAUGGAAGACAAUGUUUAUGAUCCUCAAUCUAAAGUUCACAAGCUCAUCAAAUCUAUCAGAAAGAGAAAGGGUCUUAAGGAAGAUAUACCACUCUACACAGAUUACUGUGAUGCAAUGCCUAAACAAUAA
This is a messenger RNA of Naegleria gruberi, 741 nucleotides long. RefSeq lists its product as uncharacterized. The record is from RefSeq and is a predicted model, not a curated record. Lineage: Eukaryota; Heterolobosea; Eutetramitea; Acrasida; Naegleriidae. The transcript has a single exon. Gene Ontology annotation, molecular function: GTP binding; GTPase activity; translation elongation factor activity. Gene Ontology annotation, cellular component: ribonucleoprotein complex; cytosol. Gene Ontology annotation, biological process: translational elongation. Bases 1 to 741 code for a protein of 246 amino acids.